Molecule: messenger RNA, 5909 nt
Organism: Fukomys damarensis (Damara mole-rat)
Lineage: Eukaryota; Metazoa; Chordata; Mammalia; Rodentia; Bathyergidae
Gene: Brca1
Product: BRCA1 DNA repair associated
Exons: 23
Coding region: 525-5738 (1737 amino acids)
Biological process (GO): dosage compensation by inactivation of X chromosome; double-strand break repair via homologous recombination; positive regulation of transcription by RNA polymerase II
Cellular component (GO): BRCA1-BARD1 complex; plasma membrane; BRCA1-A complex
Molecular function (GO): zinc ion binding; ubiquitin-protein transferase activity; DNA binding
Source: RefSeq, a predicted model, not a curated record
UUUUUUUUUUUUUUUAUUUUUUUUUUUUACUUGCCCACGUUGAAGACUUCCAUUGCAGUAGAACGGGUAGGCAGAUGGAACCCCUUCGUGAGACUACAUCGAGCACUGGUCUGCGCUCACAUUGGAGUCUUUUUUAUCCAUUCCAACCCUUGAGAAACUGUGACGUAAUAAACCGGAACUGGAGGCCAAGAGAUGGCGGGGGCGUGGGGGGGGCUUUGGCGCCUUUUAUUUACGUCUCACACGGGCAGACUGGGCGACCAAUCCGGAGCCCAGGAGACUGUGGGCGCUCUAUGCCUGGACCUUCCUUUUACGUGCUUUCCUCCAGUCUUCUGAGAGGUUAACUCUCUGCUGCUGCCGCUGGUUACCGUGGCGACAGAAAGCGCGGGAAUUACAGAUACAGUGAAAACUGCGGCUGCGCGGUGUGAGUUCUCCGAAGCUCUCCGUGCGGAACGCCGCCCGAGUUCUUAGAUAACUGGGACCUCGGGUGUGGGGAUCCCGAACUCUGUGUUCUCGGACAGAAAGAAAUGGAUUUGUCAACGGUUCGUGUUGAAGAAGUACGAAAUGUCCUUAAUGCCAUGCAGAAAAUCUUAGAGUGCCCAAUCUGUCUGGAAUUGAUCAAAGAACCAGUUUCCACAAAAUGUGACCACAUAUUUUGCAAAUUUUGUAUGUUGAAACUUCUCGACCAGAAGAAAGGGCCUUCGCAGUGUCCUCUGUGUAAGAACAGUGUAACCAGAAGAAGCCUACAGGAGAACACAAGGUUCAGCCAGCUGGUAGAAGAACUGUUGAAAGUCAUUCACGCUUUCGAGCUGGAUAGCGGCUUGCAGGUUGCAAACAGUUACAACUUUUCAAAAAAGGAAAGUAAUUCUCCUGAACAUGGCAAGGAGGAGGAGAUUUCCAUCAUCCAGAGUAUGGGCUACCGGAACCGGUCCAAAAGACUUCACUGGGGUGAGCCCGAGAACCCCGGCCUGCAGGAAACCAGUCUUGGGGUCCAGCUGUCUGACCUCGGAAUCAUGAAGUCUCUGAGGACUAAGCAGCAGGUGCAGCCUCGAAAUAAACCUGUCUACAUCAGACUGGGAUCGGAUUCCUCUGGAGACACAGUGAAUGAGGAGAAUCACCUCAGUGUGUUGCUCCUCACCCCGCAAGGAACCAGAUCUGAAGCCAGUUUGGAUUCUGUGAAACAGGGUAAUGCUGCUUGUGAGGUUUCUGAGAAGGGCGCCGCAGACCCCGACCGUCCGCGGCCCAGCACCAAUGCAAGCACUGUGGAGAAGCGUGCCGCCGAGAGGCGUCCAGAAAAGCACCAGGGUGGCCGUGUUCCAGACUUGCGCGUGGAGCCAUGUGGCACUGAGACUCGCGCCAGCUCAUUACAGCGCGAGAACAGCCAUUUACUACUCACUGAAGACAGAAUGGAUGUAGAAAAGGCUGAAUUCUGUAAUAAAAGCAAACAGCCUGGCUUCGCAAGGAGCCAACUGAGCAGAUGGGCUGAUGGCACGGAGAGCUCUGAUGAUGGGCAGAUGCCUGGCACAGAGCAGAAGGCAGAGUGGGGCACUGAGCCCCUCUGUGUGAGAGGAGAGAAGGAGCAGAAGGCCCCGGAUCCGGAGAGACUCAGGGAGGCCCAGGAUGUCCCCUGGGUCACACUGAACAGCAGCAUUCAGAAAGUUAAUGAAUGGUUUUCCAGAAGUGACGAAGUGGUGACUUCUGACAGCGCCUGUGACCGAGAGUCACAAGCUGACACUGAAGAAGCCGGUGCGUUAAGAGAUCCAGAAGUCCGAGAUGGCUUUUCUGGCUCUUUGGAGAAAAUAGCCUUGCUGGCCAGCAAUCCUCAGAGUGCUUUGCUGUCCACUAGUGAGCAAGUCUGCCCCAAAGCAGGGAGGAAGGACACAAAAGAUAAAGUAUUCAGGAAAACCUACCAGAGGAAGCCAGGCUUCCCCAGCUCGAUCCGUGUAGCUGAAAAUCGAACUGUAGAAGCGUUGGUUGUCCAACCACAGGUGACACAGGGUUGCCCCCCUACAAAUACAUUAAAACGUAAGAGGAGAACCAUGUCAUGCCUUCAUCCAGAGGAUUUCAUCAAGAGAGCAGACUUGGCAGUUGCCCCAAAGACUCCUGAAAAGAUAAAUCAGGGGACAGAGCAGAUGCAAGAGAGUGGGCAGGUGGCAGGUACUCCUAAUAACAGCCAUGAGGGUGACCCAGAAGGGGGUAGUCUCCAGAGACAGGGGACCCCCAGCCCAGCACAGUCACUGGGGAAAGAGUCUGCUGCCAGAGCUAGAGAGCUCCAGAGCCACAGCAGAAGCAGCAGGGGACUAGAAUCGUGUGUCUGUCAUUCAGAGCCACCUAAGGAAAGCAGACUGAGGUCCUCAGCCAAGCGUGUGCCUCACCCCGGCCCACCGGAUUGCACCAAACUGCAAAGUGACAAUUGUACCGGCACUGAAGGAGCUAAGGAAAAAAGCUCCCCCAGAAAGCUGCACCUUGUGGGGAGAGUAGAAGCUUCCAUUGGAACCAAGGAAAGUAAGAAGCCAGGUGACCACGUAAGGAAAAGACGGGCCGAGGAGGCCAUCCCAGCACACACACCCAGUUCUGCUAACAGGUCAGGUCCUGAGAAAGAAUUUGUCAACCCUAGCCCACUGAGAGAAGAGAACCCAGAAAUGGUUCAAGUGUCCGACAGUACCAGAGGCCCCAAAGAUCAAGUUUUAAGUGGAGAAAGGGGUUUGCAGACUGAGAGAUCUGCAGAAAGCACCAGUAUCUCCCUGGUCCCAGACACCGAUUACAGCACUGAGGACAGUUUCUCCUUACUGGAAGCCAGCAGCCUCAGGAAGACACGGAGAGUGCCGCAGCCUGUGGCUCAGUAUGUAGCUGUCGCAAAGCCCAAGGAACUUCUGCCUGCUCGCUCUGAAGAUUCUGGAGAUGGCGCUGAGGGUUUUAAUGAUCCACUGAGACGAGAUGUGAGCCACGCUCGGGAGGCAAACGUAGAAAUGGAAGACAGUGAACUUGACACUCAGUGUUUGCAGAAUACAUUCCAGGCUUCGAAUCGUCAAUCAUUUGCUCUGUUUUCCAAUCCAGGAAACCCAGAAAAGAGAUCUACAGCAGUCUUUAGCCACUCUGAGGCCCUUAAGAAACAAAGUCCAGAAGUCACUCCUGAAUGUGAACAGACAGAAGACCGUCAGGGAGAGAAAGUGUCUGAGAUCGGGCGUGUGCAGGCGGCUAAUGCUGCCGCGGGUGGCCUCGUGGUUUCUCAGAAUGGUCAGCCGGGUGCUGGUGCCCAGUGUGGUGUCACAGGAGUCUCAAGGCUCCAUCCAUCAUCUCAGGUCGGAGGUGACAAAACCGAACUCAUCUCUGCUGACAAACUCAGAAUUCCACAAAGCCCAUGCCAUAGGCCAUCAGUUUCUCCCGUCAGGACAUUGGUUAAAAGUACGUGCAAGAAAACCCCUUCCACGUCACCUCAAGAAGCAGCGGGGAGUGGGAGCACCCUUGAAAGCAUGGCGAGCACAGGGGGCCACACUAACAGCAGAGCUCUUGCUGCUAAAGAAGCCAUCUCAGGAACGGGCUCCAGCACUAACGAGGUCGCCUCCAGCGGUGAACAUAUGCAAGCAGAACCAGGGAGAAGCCGGGGGCCCACACUAAAUGCUGUGCUUAGAUCAGGUCUCAUGCAGCCGGAAGUCCAGGAGCAGACUCUGCCUGCGAGGGGCUGCGACUGGCCUCACAUACCAAGGCGGGGAGUCAGUGGAGUCGUUGCUGGGGCUGUGCAUGCAGACUUCUCCCCCUGUCUAGUUCUAGAUAGUGUGGAACAGCCCGUGGGCGGUAGUCCUGCUUCUCAGAUUUGUUCUGAGACCCCCGAUGACCUGUUAGAUAGCGAGGACAGAAAGGAAGACACCAGCUUUGCCGAAGGUGACAUUAAGGAGACCUCUGCUGUUUUUAGCAGAAGUGUCCAGAGAAGACAGUUCAACAGGAGCCCCAGCCCCCUAACCCAUGCAGCUCUGACUCGGGGUCGCCAGAGAGGGGCGAGGAAAUUGGAGUCUUCUGAAGAAAAUGUGUCCAGUGAGGAUGAAGAACUUCCCUGCUUCCAACAUUUAAUAUUUGGUAAAGGACACGCUACUCCUCAGCCUACCAGGCCCGGUCCUGACGCAACAGAGCGUGUGUGUCUGGGAACAGAGGAGAACCUGGAGUCUCCGAGAGGCGGCCUACAAGGCUGUGCCAACGAGCCGGUGUCCCCGGAGCCUCAGCUGGGUGAAGACAUCAGGUGUUCCGGCAGCCUGUUUUCUUCCCAGUACAGCGUCCCGGAAGACUCUGCUGCAGACAGGAUCUCCCAGGAUCCCUUCCUGAUGUGCCCUCCUGCCGAACUGAAGGGGCAUCCCUCUGGAGCCCAGGGUGCCAGCCUGAGCGGCCGUGAAGUGGUUUCAGAUGGUGAAACAGCCUCUGGGUACGAGAGCGAAACAAACCCCUCUGACGGCUGCUCAGGGCUGUCCUCACAGAGCAGCAUCCUGACCACCCAGCAGAGGAACACCAUCCAAGACAACCUGCUCAAGCUGCAGCAGGAAAUGGCCCACCUGGAAGCCGUGCUGGAGCGGCAUGGGAGCCAGUGCUCCAACAGCUCCGCCUCCAUCGUACCCGACUCCUGCCCCGCCAAGGACCCGGUGACCCUGGGACAACACACACCGGGACAAGGAUUAACCUCGAAGAGAUGUAUUGAAUAUCCUGUAAGCCAGAGUCUCCGAGCCUGUUCUUCUGACAAGCACCAAGUGUCCCCAGAUCAUCUCACCAGUGAAAAUAAGGAGCCAGGAGCUGGAAGGUCGCCCCCUCCCGAGGCCCAGAUGGCUGACAGUCAGUGGUCUGCGCAUAGCCAGCCCAGGAGGCCGGGGGACAGAGGCCACCCAGCUCUACAGCAGCCAGCGGAGGCCCCUAAUGUGGAGGAGGAGGAACUGGGAGAGUCUGCGCACCAUUCCACAGCACUGGCUCAUUUCCCAAGGCAGGAACUAGGACCUGCCCGGAGCCCCACCACUGCUCAGACUGAUGACCCUGCCAGGUCUGCUCCGCGGGAGGACGCUGUGAGCAGGGGGAAGCCCAGACCCUUAUCCUCGGCAAGAGGGGGCCGUAGGAGGAGGCUCUCCAUGGUGCUGUCAGGCCUGACUACCAAGCAGUCAGUGCUCGUGCAGAAGUUUGCCAAAAAACACCACAUUGGGUUGACCCAUCUGAUGACAGAGGAGACCACCCACGUGGUCAUGAAGACAGAUGCUGAGUUCGUAUGCGAACGGACACUGAAAUAUUUCCUGGGAAUUGCAGGAGGAAAAUGGGUGGUUAGCUAUUUCUGGGUGACCCAGUCGAUGAAGGAGAGGAGGAUGCUGGAUGAGCGUGAUUUUGAAGUCAGAGGAGAUGUGGUCAAUGGAAGAAACCACCAAAGUCCGAAGCGCGCGAGGGAAUCCCGGGACCAGAAGAUCUUCGGAGGCCUGGACGUCUGUUGCUGCGGGCCCUUCACCAACAUGCCCACAGAUCAGCUCGAGUGGAUGCUGCGGCUGUGCGGGGCCUCCGUGGUCAGGGAGCUCUCGGCGCUGCCCGUCGGUGCUGGAGCUCAGCCGGUCGUGGUCAUGCAGCCGGAGGCCUGGACAGAGGACGCGGGCUUCCUUGCCCUCCGACAGCUGUGCCAAGUGCCUGUGGUGACCAGAGACUGGGUGCUGGACAGUGUGGCCCUCUACAAGCGCCAGGAGCUGGGUGCCUACCUCAUCCCGCAAGGCCCCCAGAAACCCCUCUGACUCCAGCUGGCCAUGGGUCUGGGGUCACAGGACCCUGAGGAUGCACUUCAGGAGCGGCCUUGGCCGGGCAUGAUGUCGCUACCACGUGCCUGUCACCCCAGAUCACAGGGAGGCUGAGGCAGGAGGAUUGCAAGUAUCAGCCCGCCUGGGCAACUUUGUGAGACGCUCAAA